GAAUUGAAUAAUUUUAUUUGUUUUGGGUUUACAAAUCGGACCCUAUCAACCUUCUGUUUAGGUAUAGAAACCACUGUGAUUGAGAAGGAAUAUAAGAAUGUUUCAAUUCAACUUUAAUGUGGAAGGAAGUGAUGCUAAAGCUUAAAUAAUCAAGGUUUUGUCAACUGUCAUCAGUAGCCACAUUUGAUCUUUGUAUUGGUUUUAAUUGCACAAUAAAGUGGUGAUUAAAUCCAUCUUUUUGAUCUGUGAACAUUAAUACUAACAAUAUGGACUCUAGUGAACUGGAAAGGUCUCCCAAAUCUUGGGGCGAUGUGCGACUCGUAGUUCUUGGUGAUUCUCUUAUUGGAGGUCUAAGCUUCAAAGAAAUUCCUGCAGAAGAUCGGCCUAAAUUACGAGCUAGAUCUUUCAAAGGAGCGCGUCUUCAUAAGCUGCUACCCAUGGUUGAACCAGAAAUUACAAAAUUCAAGCCAGAUAUACUUGUUUUGUCAAUUGGUCGUGGUGAUUUAGCACAUUUAGGGUGUCAGCAUUUUCCAAAGGCUGAUCACCAGCAUCAUGUUUACACUAUAAGUUAUGAUUUUAGUGUUAAAGUGGCAGCAGCAGAAAUAUUCCAACAGUGGCACUCCUGGUUAUCUAAAUAUAACUGUAGAGUUUUAAUUGCUCUUACAUAUCCCAUUGACUUUCAAGAGUAUAAUUCCAAAAAGCUGCAACAUUGCCCAGAAUGCAAGGAUGAAUACAUUGACGAUGGUAAGAGGGAUAUUAUGAUAAAGAGGAUCCAAGAGUGGGGGAACUUGUUGACAGAACAAGAUGUUCCUGUGAUGUAUUUGGAUGAUGUUUUAAGGAGAAUCAACCCAGAUUAUAUGGAAACUGAUGCAAUUAUAGAGGAAAGUGACCGAGCUCUCAUAGAUGGUAUGAAACCAAGUAAAAAAUUUGCACAGAAUUUUUAUGCUGUAAUACGAGAAGCAACAGAAAAGUUCUUUCCAGAUUUUAUGCUAUCAGAAAAUAAUCCUGUAGAACAUGAUUCUGGAGGAAGUGAUGAUUCAUCUUUAACUGAGAAGAGAGAUGAUGUCAAUGGUGAUGAUGCUCCACCUGUGCUUCCCCCUCCAAAAAAGAAACCAAAACCUGCUUUCCGAUUUUAAUGUUAAAGACUAGAGAUAUUUUUCUUUGUGCUAUAAUUUUGGCACUGAUUUAACUGCACAAAACUGUAAGCUUUGUUUAGUACAGCAUAAUUUGCUUAUGUUUUGCAGGUAUCAUAAAUUGUGUGAAUAUCUGCCCUUUUACUUGUUCUUGAUGACUUCAUUAUAUAGACAUAACCUUGCACAUUAUAUAAUCUGUGGUUUUCUGGAUUUCGUUAACCUAUCUGGUUGCUGUCAAGUUUCUUAAUAUUGAUAAAUAAAUUUUUAAAAAUUCGUUCAUGGUUACAAAAUACAAGUCAAAAUCUGCAUACAUAUGUACGUACUAUCUUUAAUACUGAAAGUUUUCACUUAAACUUAUUUUUAGCUGUUACAUCAGGUUUUUUUUUCUAUAAAAUUAGGAUUGUAGAUGUUUUAGUUAUGGAGCCUUGUGUGUCAUUUUGACAAUGCAAAACCUCCUACACCUCAACUUGAUGGACGCUUCGGUGGUCGGCCCUUUCCGCUAAGUAACAAAGACUUACACUAUAGAGUACCCUGGUGCUAACUCUAAUCUAGUGUAGAUACAUAUAAAGUAUUUAAUAGCCUAUGCUAACUGGUAUUUUGUAACUGUCAUUCAAUUUAAAGUAUUGAAUUACUUAUUUUAAUUCAGAGAUAUAUCUGCAAAAUGAAUUGCUUCAAACAAUAUGUGUAUGUAUCUGUACCUACUCAAUGCUUAUGUGUGAAGUACUGUAUACAAAACCCGUACAGUAUAAAAAAGCACAUUAUUUCUUUUUAAAACAAUUAGCCCAACUUCUUCUUCUUCUUCUUCUUCUGAAAGAGAGAGAGAGAGAGAGAGAGAGAGAGAGAGAGAGAGAGAGAGAGAGAGAGGCAAGGCAAGCUUAUGUAUUCUAUAUACAUAGUUUAACUUAACAUGAUGCAACAUGUGUGUAUACAAUGUACAAAUGGACACACAAUGAAAAAUGUGCAAUACUAGAUUUAUUUUAUUAAGCACAGUACAGUGCAUUAUUGUAUAAAGUAGUACCCAUAACAAUAGAGUUCUGCACAGUUAUUGCAUAUUAUUUCCUAACAUGAUGUACAAAGAUUAAAGUUUUGGUUGUGUGUGUGUGUGUGCAUGUUUAUUCACUAUGCAGGAAAGUGUCAGUCAACAUGAGUCCACGUGUUCAUUCCUUCACCCUCCAUCCUUAUAGGCUCAAACAAGACAGCCUUAGUCUAUGCCCGAUAACCCUACACUACUUACCAAAUUUCCUCAGUAAGAGCAAAGUAUUUUUAUAAUUUUUACUAGACUGGGGCAAGUCCUAUAAGUAAGAAAAUCCACUGAUUUGAGUUGAUUUAAGUUGAGGUGCCACUGACUUAAAACUUCACUGUCUAGAAUGGUGCAGUGUUAGUUGAUAACAGUCAUGAACUAAAAGAUUUGUCUUCACUAGAGAAAACCCCUUUACUUUUUCAGCGUUGUUAGUUGUAAUAAAUAGUAUAAUGUUUAGCUUUGUUUUUGUGUUUUGAAAAAGUCAUUAAUUGUUUUUAAGUGAUAUUUUUGUUUUUGUUUCUUGUGCAAUAAGUAAAUUAUUACAUAAUCCAAAUUGUGAAUGAAUAAUAAUAUUGAUCAUAUUUAUAAGGGGUACAGAUUUGAUCUUGUCGUGCAUAUAGUAUAUAGCUGUGUAAUAAUCAGAUAUAAAGAAUUCCAGAAAAUGGAUUUACUCUGAAGAUUGUAUGAUACAAAAAAGUAAUGAUUUAGUUUUGUGUGUAGUAUUUAAGAAUGUUUGUCAUGGAGCCCUCAAGGUUUGUUCAAUAAUCAGUGUUAAAAAAAUACAGCAAGCUUAAAUAUCUCAAUUCUUUCAUUUGCAUGUUUUGAUCACUAGUAAUAGAAAUACUAAUUAUAUAUAUUUAGUUACAUGGACCACCUUAAAAUGUCAGUUUAAAAUGUUUGCUUUUCUUAAAGCAGUUGUAUUUUUGUAUAAACUAAAAUGUUUUCAUACUUAUGACUAUUGAGUUGGUAUCAUAUACUAAUUAAAUAAAAGCUAAUUA
Molecule: messenger RNA, 3152 nt
Organism: Macrobrachium nipponense
Lineage: Eukaryota; Metazoa; Arthropoda; Malacostraca; Decapoda; Palaemonidae
Product: histidine protein methyltransferase 1 homolog
Exons: 3
Coding region: 267-1136 (289 amino acids)
Biological process (GO): peptidyl-histidine methylation, to form tele-methylhistidine
Molecular function (GO): protein-L-histidine N-tele-methyltransferase activity
Source: RefSeq, a predicted model, not a curated record